GAGAAAAGAGGGGCUGAAGGAAGAGCUCCUUCGGAGGAAUGUCUCCUGCUCUCUCUCUCCUCCCUCCCCUCUCGGCAUGAAUGCUGAGAGUUGCGUGUCUUUCUGCGACCCGUCGGCUGCUAGCAUGGAUUCCUUCUACAACGCCGCCUCGCAAGGCAGCGUCGACGGCUCCUCGCCUUUUAGGGCAUUUCCCGGCAGCAGCGACAAAUUCGGCUCCGCUUUCCUGGCCGGCAAAGGACAAAGCUUUGGAGACAGCGGCGGGGGCGGCAGCAGCAGCGGCGGCGGCGGCGGCGGCAGCAACAACAGCCCCAAGCGCCGGAGCCGCUACAGCCAGCCGGAAUGUCCGUCUCUGGACGGCAGCGGCGCGCAGCAGCCACAGGCUCUCCCGACCGCCGCUGCCUCCGCCACCACCGCCUUUAACAAGUACCACUUGCAGCAGCAGCAGCAGCAGCAGCCGCCGCUCUACGGGCAGCGCGGCUCUUGUAAAAGCCCCCCGAGCAGCAACCUCAAGCUGCAGGACGCCAGCGCCCACAACGGAGCCCUGCAGCUUUCUUGCUUCGCUAAAGAAAGUUCACUGGGAGAGACUGAACUACAGGCAGGAUCUGAUUCUGCUGGAAUGGAUAGUAGUUACCUCAGCGUGAAAGAGACCAGUGCGAAGACGUCUCAAGAGAGGGCAAGUAAUGAUCUUCCCAGUCCAAUGGACAAGACUGAUUCAGAGAGCAACAAGGGCAAGAAGAGGCGUAACCGUACCACCUUCACCAGCUACCAGUUGGAAGAGCUGGAAAAGGUCUUUCAGAAGACCCAUUAUCCAGAUGUCUACGCCAGAGAGCAAUUAGCCAUGAGGACAGAUCUCACUGAAGCCCGAGUACAGGUUUGGUUUCAGAACCGAAGAGCAAAAUGGAGAAAACGAGAACGAUUUGGUCAAAUGCAACAGGUUCGCACACAUUUCUCCACUGCCUAUGAGUUGCCUUUGCUAACUCGAGCAGAGAACUAUGCCCAGAUACAGAAUCCUUCCUGGAUCGGCAACAAUGGUGCCGCCUCCCCUGUGCCUGCCUGCGUAGUGCCCUGUGACUCGGUGCCUUCCUGCAUGUCCCCCCAUGCUCAUCCGCACACCACCGGAGGAGUCUCCGAAUUCCUGAGCGUCUCAGGUCCCGGCAGCCACGUGGGGCAGACGCACAUGGGCAGCCUCUUUGGCAGUGCCGGCAUCAGCCCCAGCAUCAAUGGUUACGAGUUAAACGGCGAGCCCGACCGCAAGUCUUCCAGCAUUGCAGCCCUGCGGAUGAAAGCCAAGGAGCACAGUGCUGCCAUAUCGUGGGCAACAUGACAGGGCUGCUGCUUUUGCCCUCAAGAAACUGACAGCUCAAGCAGGACAGAUGACCCAAACCCUCUGCUCUUGGACUGGGGGCAGUGUGCGCCCUCCUCAGAGGUCUGAAUGCAGCACUUUUUGCUUUCUUAGGGAGAAUGGCAUGGUGCCGAUUGCCGUAUUUGGAGUGUUUUAAGCAUGUAGGCCUUUCCCCACCCCCACCCCUCCUCCCCAGGAACAGGAAUGUGGAAGUCAAGAGGGGAUAUUUCUCCUGCAUCAGACAAACUUGAGUUUUCAAUUCCCCUUGUGCUGUUGUUCUCCUGAUUGCCAGUUUUCUGUUGUUCCUGCUCUAUCUAGCAUGAAAGCUGCCUCCCACCAAGGCUUCCAUCAUGUAAGCGUUUGGCCUUUUCCACAGUAAUAUCGGGGUGGGGUGGGGGAGGAUUCCAAAACGUGCUGUCUUUCUUUUUAAAUAGUCCUGUAUUUUCCCAUGAGAUCCUCCCUCCCCCCCUUCCCCCUCCCCCCUUCACAUUUCUGACUCCAGAAAAUCUAUUAAAGUGGAAGGGGGGGGGAAAUAGCUGCACAGGGUUUCUUGAUUGGGAGCAUUAGGAGCCCUCCAUCUGGAAGUUCAUCUGAUUUCUUUCUCUUUCUCUCUGUCAAACAAACAAGAAAACAAAGGCCAACCCACAAUUUCUGGCUAAUUGCUCCCAUGUGAGCUCUUGUGAAACCCUUAUAUUUUAAUGGAGCAGAAGAGAUUUAUGUAUGAUCUCCAGCACCAAAAAGCAUGUGGCUGCUAUCACUGUAGAUGGCUGAUGCCAAAGACUGGGGAGACGGAAUGCAUCUUGAGUAAAAGGUGUCCUGAUUCAGGUACCCUACAGCAAAGUUGCCCUAAGGCAACAGAAAAUCUAUCCACACCUUAUCUUCCACGUGAACUGUGUGAGUUACUGAGUUGCUUUAUGUCAUUUUUCUUUUAUUCUGUCAUUUCAAUCUCCUCUUCUAGCCAAAGGAUGCAGUAGUGAAGGCAUGAGUCAACUGUGGGUUCAAUGAAAGGCAAGCUAAGAGUAUGCCAUCUCUAAAUAAAAAUUGGGAGCACAAUGGCUCAGUGGUUAAUGACGUUGAGUUUGUCAGCUGAAAAGUGACAGUCUGGGUCAUACAAUGGAGUGAGCUCCCAUUAUUUGCCCCAGUUCCUGCCCACCCAACCAUUUGAAAGCAUGCAAAUGCAAGUAGACAAACAGGUACCACUUCAAUGGGAAGCUAACAGCAGUCUGAGUGCCUCAGUGUAUAGUCAUGUUGGCCACAGGACCACAGAAGUGUCUUCAGACAACACUGGCUUGCUUGGCUAAGAAGCAGAGAUGAGCAUCCCACCCCCACCCCCCAGAGUUGGACACAACUAGACCAGGGAAACCUUUAUCUUUAAAUAGUAGUUACAAAAAAAGAUGUACAUCUCCAUAGUGUCAUUUUGCAACCAUAAGCCCAUGAACUGAUUCUGACAGCAAGCCAAGGACUCCUAUGCUAGUGUAAACCAAGUCAAACUUUUUUAUAUGUUACCUAGUAUUUGGAACACUUUGGUACCAUGUCCCCCCAUUACACACAAAUGCAUUUAUUGCAACAUCAGCAAACCAAUUGUGGCAAUUAAAUUAAUUAAUUAAUUAUCCAUAAAUUAAAGGUUGCCUAACCAUAAGCCUGAUAGUUGGUUUCAGUGACGAACAAAACAGGGAGAAAAUCUGUGGGCAAUAAAGGAGACCGUCUCCCUAACUUCCCACAUCAGGGAAAGCAGACCAACUUAUAGGAUUUUCUUUUUUAGAUUGACAUAUUUAACAUACAAACUUUGGAAUAAUAACUAAAGAGCUUGAUGGUUCCAAAGAAAUCAUAUGCCCGCUGCCAUCAGUAAUAAUCCACUUUAAAUACUGCCUUUCUACUAUCGCUGUCAAGUUGUUCUUUCUUCAAUCCCAGUUCCUCCCCACUCAGUUGAGGUAACUCAAAGGCCUAUCUUGAAGAAAUGAAGCAAGAAGUUCCCCCCCCCCUCCUCUCUUAGUUGGAAAUUCUUUUUCUUCCAGCCCAAAGCGAAGUAGCAGACACAGGCAUGCCUCAUGUUGUUCCCAUUCAUCAGGGUAAUCACGUUUUCCCAAUUUCCAUAUGGUUGCCCUUUUUAAAAAAAGGAUCAAAGAGGAUUUAGGUCCAGCCAGCUGAGAUUCUGUUCAAAAAGCUGAAACGGUGCUUGGGUUUUUGCGGUUUCUCCAUCAGGCAUUCACAUCCACUGGAGAAGAGAAACUUAAUGCUUAAAACUGUCUUAACUGGCUUUUAAGAAGCGUUUGUUGGGUUAGUAACUACUGGUCUUUCCUUUUCUGGCGAGCGGUUGCUUUGCAGGCUUUUCUGUUCAGAUACUAUAGAUUUUAAUGGGCUUCAGAGGAAAAGCAAGACUUUCGCCAGCCUUCAGGCACAAGCACCCUCCCACCAGGGGUAUGAUCUGCAGAUAGCCAUGCUAUCAUGAAUGUGCACAUACAAACCAUCCUGGAAAGGGAAGCCUGCAGCGGGGAUGCAUGUAAAGGAACAGCCGUAACAUACCAAGUACAUAGAAUUCCAGAAGGAAGAAAAAAUCUUGGGCAAAUCUGAAGAGGGGCAAGAGAGAGGAUGCAUUCAUUUUAUAGAAAUGGAGUAGAAAAAGCAGUGACAUACUUGAGAGUUAGGGAGACCUCUCCUCCUCCUCCUCCUCCUAUCACAUACAUUGUUAAUCCCAAAACGUUUCUUAGUAUUUCUGACUAGCUGUGGGAAUAAGAUGUCUGCCUGUAGCAUGCAGAGUAAAAAGGCCUAAACUUUAUUCCUUUAGAGACCUGAUGCAUUUUUCAAUUAGUCAGUACUUUUAAAUUCCAUUAGAUUCAGAGGGAAUGCAAAACAUCAUUAGACUUGUUGCCCCGUGGGGUAAAUAUGAAGAAAAUGUUGUAAGUUAUCAAUAGGAGUGCUACCUUCAGAAAAGCAUUUAAGAUGCUCAUAAAAUGAAAGAGCCACUCUUUUACACAUGCUGUGCUGUGUUUAAAGACUGUCCAAAAAAACCUCACUAUUCUUUUUUUAAAAAAUCUAUGAAAUCAAGAUUGAACCAUCCCAAACUGUGAUGUCAUUACUUUCUAUGACUGGAAAUCAAUAAGCCAUCAAAUGACUUUAAGGCUAUCCAUGAUCCAUGCCUAAUCAUGUUUUUGUGUUUCUGAGUGUGCAUUCAUAUGAAAACACAUUUGUGUGCAUGCUGACUCCAGGUAUGUUUAUUUUAUAACAGCUAAGUUUGCCAUCUUUGGGAUGAAGGAGAGGAUCACUCAUAAAAGGGAGAUACUAGCUCUGCCCAAAUUUCUUUGUUUUCAGCUGGUAAAAAGGACUGGAAGUAGAAUCAUGCUGCUACUUGAGCUGUUCGUGCUAAGUCAGCUUUUCAGCUUUUCAAAGCUUUAAAGCAGGCAAGAGUAUUUUUGGCUAAGUUCUUUUACUAUCUGUUCAUCUCAUGUCAAUGUUAGUUCCCAAGUGGCUUUGAAUGUGAACAAUUCAAGUGUUCCAUCAACAGCAUAUACUUCAAAAGGUGUUUCAGGAUCUGUGUGAUGUUCAACCCGAUAUGGUACUGUAUGUAUCAAUUCCUUGAAAAACCAAUGAUGGAGUAGCCCAUUGUGUUAAGUCUCCAACUUCCUUGCAUUAAUAGGCAGAAUUAUCUAGGACUCUUUUUGCCUUUUACUCCACAACACUGGCCAACAGUGGACGAUGGACAAAGAAAUAAUAAACAUAUGACAAAGAUGGGAAGAGGGGGAAAAUUCAACAUAGGAUUACCGUGUGCACAUGUGCCCAUGAUAUCAAAGAUAGCAUUUAACAGUAUUGUAACUUCAGUGGAACCCUUUUGUUGAAGUGCAACCUGAACAAGAGAAGUCCAUUAAUGGCAACAGCACAAGAGCUGAAGCUGUACUGAAUACUGAUUGUGAGCACCAGAGCAGUGGUGGGAUUGAAAUACCUGAAAUUGAAUCUUAUUGGAUGGAAGCCUGGGCCUCCGAGGCCUAGAGCGGACUUCUGGAAGUGGCAUCCAUUAACUUCCGGUGGGCUGUUCUAGGCCUGGGAGGGCUCUUCCAGGCCUCCGAGGCCUAGACUGGACUUCAGGAAGCAGUGUGCAUUAAGCCGGUUCUCCGAACUCAGGUUCUACCACACCGGUGCGAACUGGCUGAAUCCCACUACUGUACCAGAGGCUUUCUGAAUGCCCAACAGUAGCAGCUGUUUUCAACUGUCAUACUAUAGGCCAGAAGGUUGGGUAGAAGGAGCAAUCAAUAAGAAAUUUUCUUGGGGGAUGAGGAAAGCUGGGACUAUCUUACCUUCUAUUCCAUUGGUAAAUGAAGUACUGGUAAAGGCAAUACAGCCUAGGCUAAAUCAGUGGUUUCCAACCUUGCCAACUGUAACACUUGUGGACAUGGCUGGCAGGAGUAUUCUGAGAGUUGAAGUCCACAACUCUUAACUGUUGCCAAGGUUGGACAUCCCUGGGCUAAAUGAAGGGGUUUUUUUUCCUUUUUUUUUUUUACAGGGCAUUCUUGUAUCUGUCUUUUUUUUUCCUUCACUCAUUUAAUGAUUUUGCCUUGUCUCAAAUCAUACCCCAAGGUUUCAUUGCAAAGCAAUUUGAAAACAAACAACAGUGGAAAAAGGUAGUUUCCUGGAAAAUGGUUUGAAAAAAUAAUCAACAAGACACAGCUGCUGAGAACUUUGUUUAUUUUGCUGCUUUGACUGACACAGGAAAAAACAAACAUUUGGAGGUGUGUUUUUUUUCUUCAAAAAAAUAAAAAUAAAAUCAGCCCAAAUGGAACCUAGAUGAAAGCUUUUUGACUGCUUUCAGCUUCAUGGCUGGCAUUUCAGGGAAGGCAAGGUGACUUUUUAUCCUGCCCCAACUCUUUAUUAACAAAUUGUGGGUGACCCACUAUCCAGUCCUCCUUCCGCAUAAAUAAAUAGUGCUAGGACCUUUGUACUACUGAUCUUGAAGGGCAGUUUUCAAUGUGUAAUAAUAUAUCUGUUUUGGGAUGUGCAGUGACUGAAAAGGAGAAUGGGAGAAAACAAAAUCAUAAGAGAACAAUCUUAGUCAAUUGCAUUGUUGUAAAAUAUUGUAACCUUGUAUAAAUGCAACUUUUUUUUCCCUUUAGCUUUAUGGCCUGAGGCAGAAUAUAUGAAAAUAUAUGUUCAAAAAAUGUUGACAAGUAAAGCAAUGGAUUGAGAGGAAAGCCUACAAAAUUGCAUUGUGAGGUUGUGCCAUACAAUUUUACUGCCUAUACAGAUAUGUACUGCAAAUUCAUUACAUUAUAAUAU
Crotalus tigris (Tiger rattlesnake) is the source of this 6607-nucleotide messenger RNA. RefSeq names its product ALX homeobox 4 (gene ALX4). The transcript has 5 exons. Gene Ontology annotation, molecular function: RNA polymerase II transcription regulatory region sequence-specific DNA binding; DNA-binding transcription activator activity, RNA polymerase II-specific. Lineage: Eukaryota; Metazoa; Chordata; Lepidosauria; Squamata; Viperidae. Gene Ontology annotation, biological process: regulation of transcription by RNA polymerase II. Bases 77 to 1324 code for a protein of 415 amino acids. The record is from RefSeq and is a predicted model, not a curated record.